AGAGAACAAAUUGCUUCCAGAAAAAGUAGAAAAUCGCACAGCUCCUGUAAUCCCUCUCCUGAGAUCCGUUCAUCGUUCAAUCUCUCUCCGAUUUGAUGCCGUCUCGCAGAAGGACCCUCCUCAAAGUCAUCAUCCUCGGCGAUAGCGGGGUGGGGAAGACCUCGUUGAUGAAUCAAUAUGUGAAUAAAAAGUUCAGUAACCAGUACAAGGCGACUAUCGGGGCUGACUUCUUGACCAAGGAAGUACAGUUUGAAGAUCGUCUUUUCACUUUACAGAUCUGGGACACAGCUGGCCAGGAAAGGUUUCAGAGCCUUGGAGUAGCAUUUUAUCGCGGUGCCGAUUGCUGUGUUCUCGUGUACGAUGUCAAUUCCAUGAAAUCAUUUGACAAUCUCAACAACUGGAGGGAAGAAUUUCUGAUUCAGGCGAGUCCAUCAGAUCCAGAGAAUUUCCCGUUUGUCGUUAUUGGAAAUAAGACUGAUGUGGAUGGCGGAAACAGUCGUGUGGUUUCAGACAAAAAGGCUCGAGCAUGGUGUGCCUCCAAAGGAAACAUUCCCUACUUCGAGACCUCUGCCAAGGAAGGCACCAACGUAGAGGAAGCAUUCCAGUGCAUAGCCAAGAACGCGUUGAAGAGCGGUGAAGAAGAAGAAAGAUACUUACCAGACACUAUCGAUGUCGGGACAACAAGCCAGCAAAGGUCGACAGGGUGCGAGUGCUAAGACCAUUCUCGGAUCAGAUUCUUCUUCGCGAUCAGGUCAGCGGUUCGAUCUCUCGAAAACUCUGUUUAUCUCCGAGGGUUUUUACAUAUUUGUUGUACAUUGGUGUUCUGUGGGUAAUUAUAAAACGAAGAACUUAUAAGAAUCCAUAAAAUCGAAGAGUUUUAUUGUGGCCUUAUGUUAUCAGGCAUGUGGAAUCCUUAUGAUCUUUCCUUCUGUCGGUAAUUGUGUUUUGGUUCAGUCGUUGUAAUAUUCAUCUCUCAUAUCUGCAUUCAAACUC
Tarenaya hassleriana is the source of this 993-nucleotide messenger RNA. RefSeq names its product ras-related protein RABG3f. Gene Ontology annotation, molecular function: GTP binding; GTPase activity. Gene Ontology annotation, cellular component: vacuolar membrane. The coding region runs from base 96 to 716 and encodes 206 amino acids. NCBI's taxonomy places the organism in Eukaryota, Viridiplantae, Streptophyta, Magnoliopsida, Brassicales, Cleomaceae. The transcript has 7 exons. The record is from RefSeq and is a predicted model, not a curated record.